UAAAAAAAAAAUACUCUGUUCCGUUUCGCUGAUAGGAGAUGAAAAAUACCUUCGCUUGGUCUAUUGCUCCAAUAAUCGUGUUUCUUGGUUUUGACCACGCAAAUCCAAUGGUUGAAUUACCUUUGGGGAAAGUCCAAUUAUGCUUCAAGGUCAUUGUUUACUUCGAGAGUUGUUUUCCAUUACAUAAGAUUGUUCUUAUCGGGUGCAUUUUGUUGAUGUGCUACAGCGGAAAGUGCAGCCCAAAAAAAAAAAAAAAAGGCUUAAAUACACUCUCACUCUCGCUGUUCAAAAUUUGCUUCAACAUUAUCGGUGAGCUUGGACACUUCGCAACAACUUUGUCAACCGAAUUUUUUUAAAGGGUGAUUUUUAUGUGACAUGGCGACUUCUGACCAUAAACUAAACAAUAUGGAGCAAGAAAUGCUAAAGCAGUUUCGUAACGCCUUAGACGAUGUUUUGACUCCAGAACAUACAGAUGCCGUAUUGCUGAAAUGGCUCAGAGCCCGGAAUUUUAAUUUGAAAAAGGCUGAAGAGCUCUUUAGACAGAAUCUGUGGGGUAGAGCUGUUUAUAACGUGAAGUCACUUUUAUCUACCUACAAAAAACACGAGAUUGCAGAAAAAUUUGAGUUUGCGAGCUACCUUGGAGCAGCAAAAGACGGUACACCCCUGCGUUACGUAGCCUUAGGUAGAGGAGACUUCUAUGGUUUUAUCAUGAGUAUGUCAACGGCUGAUAUAAUUUAUUAUGCUACUUACUUGCUUGAAUAUGAUAUCCAGAAGACGAAAGAGCAAACAAAAAAGACAGGAAAAGAGAUCAAUGAAAUCACCUAUAUCUUCGAUAUGGAGCAUUUUUCUCUGCACCAGUGUACCUAUACUUGCGUUGUGGAAACGGGACUGGAUCUGAUGAGAAUGUUACAAGAUUACUAUCCAGAAAUUUGGAAAAAUGUACUAGUCGUUAAUGCGCCGUUUUAUUUCUAUCAAGCAUUUAACAUCUUGAGGCCUAUCUUAAGGUACAAUCUUCUGCAGAACAUUCGAGUAGUAUCAAAAGAGAAUACUCCAGAGCUAUUACUGAAGUACGUAGACCCUGAAGUAUUGCCAGCUUUCCUCGGAGGCCAAAGGGUUGAUUCGAAAGGAGAUCCCAUGUGUUCUGAGUUCAUCAAAUUUGGAGGCAUCGUUCCUGUAGAAUAUUAUAUAUACAACAAACCUUAUCUUCAGAAGAGAAACCCUAAUUCCGAAACCAUAUUGAUUCCACCUAGAUCCUUCUACAACUACCCAAUUAUUGUCCGAGAAGCAAAUUCUAUCUUACGGAUAGAGUUCGAUACAAAAGGAGGCUCUGUUCCUAUAACGUUAAUCUUCAGACCAUUCGGUAAAGAUCCAGAGGACUUGGAUAUACCAUUGAGAGAUGAGUAUCUAGACACUAAUAAUGAGAAGCACAACGUUUUUCUGAUCAGCCCAACUAUCAGGCCACAAACCCACCUUGUUCCUAUCAAUUACCACAAUUAUGCUCCUUGGCCGGGAAUUUAUAUCUUCAAGUUCGAUAAUUCACGCAGUUUGCUGACAUCAAUAAAACUCGACCUUUAUAUCCAAGUUGAGCCACCUCAUUCCUGAUGUAUAUUGUAUUUUAUCGUAAAAAAAUUCAACUAUACGUAAUUUAUAUCCUGAUAUAACGCAUUAUUAUAAGCACAUGAAGAUGCUUAUAAUUUUCUUCCAUAUGAAAUGAUUUGUGAACUGCGAAAAUAUUCAAGUCUUAAUUUAAUGUCACUUAGUAAAUAUUUAUUUACAUUAUUUCAUAUAUAUUUUCAAUAAUUUAAUAUUUACUUUUACAUUAUACUAUUGGAAUAUUUACCAUUACGUUUCUUUGUUAUUAAGUUUGUUUAGUAAAAGAACCCAUCUACCUGUUCUAUUAUCAGUCUGCAGAUUAAAAUAAUAAAUGAAAAAAAAUAUCUAUGCAGGCAUAAAUUCAUAAAUUAGCUUGGUUAUUUAUGUAAUAUUUAAUAAAUUAUAUUGUUAAUUACAUAAGAAAAUUAAUGGAAACAGAUUCAUUCAUGUAUCUAACUUAACAUGUAAAUAACAUGUGCUUUCCCUUAACAUAUUCUUGCAUGAUACAUAACUAACUAUAGUUUCUUUUAUUGGAAGAGCAAUUCGAUUUCAAAGCAAUCUGAAUUUUAUUCAUAGUUUAUUUUUUAUGGUUUUCUAAAUACUUAGAAUAGUAUAAAAUUUCAGAAUUUGUUAUGAUAAAUUAUAUCAUUAAUUUGAAACGUAGGAAUAAUGCAAACUACUUUAUAUGUUAUGCACUUUUAUUGUUAUUAAUGUCCUUCACUCGAUAAUUUUUUUGUUUUAUUUAUUCCUGUUAAUGUAAAUAGUUUAAGAGAUAGAUACAUUUUGAAUGUCUUGAAAAUCCUCUGUUAAGUAAAGAAAAUAAAAAACCUCAUUUUAAAAACGGCAUUUUCUUUAAUGAAGCACAAUAAAAUUCAAAUAUUUUCAUAUCAAAAUUAUUAUUUUUUUUUUAAUAAAACGAAAAAAAAGAUUUUAAAUAAAUAACUAACUAAAUUAAACGCCAGUAAUAUUUAUAUAUAUAACUAAUAAAUAAUUGUUAUUUCUGUCUAAUUAUAAAGCUACUAUUAGCAUAAAACUACAUUUAAAAAGGCUUAUUGUGAAUAUGUCGUUGCUAAUUCAAAUAAAUAACUUGCAAUAAUAAUAUUCUGUAGUGCAUGUUAAUUUUUAAUGAAUGCAAUAGAAGAAGUUGCACUUUUAAAAAAGGGCAGUACUUAUUAUCGUGGAAGGAAGUUUAAUAUAAGAAAUAAAUGUUACAACAAAUUGUAUUUCCUGAAAAUAUUUAACACAUUGAACAACAGGACGCAGCAUUAUACAAAGAAAAGGAAACUUUUCCUGAUAUAAAAACACACAGACAGCAUAUUAACGCAGCUGACCAUAACAUUUCUAACGUUUAUAUUCAAAAUACUGCUAGAAUAUUAUGCAUGAAAUACAAAACUGAAUCAAAAGGAUCUUAGAUUUUUAUUCUUUCAUAGAAAUCAUGCAAUUAUCUGCAAUCCAUGCAAUUAUCUGCAAAUGCUUAUAAGUGAUAUAUCUUUAAUAAUAACGAAAACCUUAUAUACAUUUAUAAUCUUCAUAUAUAAUUGUUGACACAUCUAUAGCCCAAAGCGGCGUUAGUCCAGAAAGGUUCAGACGGUGGUAUAAAUGUCAAAAAUGGUUUGAGCCGACCUUCGUUGUUAGGUUACCAGACUCAGCAACAUUUGGUUUAGGGAUUUUGGCAUAAAGUUUGAAGUUUUCAAUUCGAUGCCGACAUGGUAAAAAGUCGACCAAUCGGAGCAAAAGCCGGAAACCUAUUGACCGGAAGAGCUGACGACACAACCACGCAUGCGCAAAUUUAAUUUCUCUAACUGGCUACGGCUUACACCCUGUCUCACAAGCAUGAACAGAAGCCCUGCAUUUUAUGCCUUAUGCCUCUGUGACAUUUAUGCCACCGUCUGAAAGGAGCAUUAAUCUCGAAAAGCCAUUUUACAUCGGUUAACUAUAAACGUCCAUUUCAAAUUGCUUCUACCAGAUAUUAUCGCCUUAUAUUAUAAAUUUAGAGAACGUAAAUAAUCAAAAAUGUGCAUCAAUGUAUAUAUGUUUCUCUCAGUGUGAUAAAACAACGGUACCUAGAACCAUCAAAUUUUGAAUAACUUAAUACUCCACCCAAAUAUGGGCAGCUGGAAAUCAGAAUUUGCUUUAUUUUCUAUUUUAUAUUUUGUAAAAUCUUAAAGAAUUUUUGAUUAAGAAAGUCAACGAUUUCAAAGCAAGCAGUAGCAAUACUAUAUGGGAGAAAAAAUUAUAUCUAUAGCGCGAGAUUGUCUAUCAGAAAUUUUAAAGAUAUGCUGUUUUUAAAUGUUUUCCUGCCUGAAGGAACAUUAGCCUAAUGAUCUCGAAACUUGUAUGUGUGUGUAAAUGAAAAAAAUGACCCUUUGUGCUUUAAUAUAAAAUGUGAAAGCUUU
This is a messenger RNA of Stegodyphus dumicola, 3989 nucleotides long. Its product is annotated as SEC14-like protein 2. Gene Ontology annotation, cellular component: cytoplasm. Lineage: Eukaryota; Metazoa; Arthropoda; Arachnida; Araneae; Eresidae. The record is from RefSeq and is a predicted model, not a curated record.